Vicia villosa (hairy vetch) is the source of this 692-nucleotide messenger RNA. RefSeq lists its product as uncharacterized. Lineage: Eukaryota; Viridiplantae; Streptophyta; Magnoliopsida; Fabales; Fabaceae. The record is from RefSeq and is a predicted model, not a curated record. Bases 253 to 570 code for a protein of 105 amino acids. The transcript has 3 exons.
UGCUGCGCCUGCGUUUUCUUCAGCUGAUGCGACUGCGUUUUCUUCCGCUGUUGCGACUGGAGGAAGAGGAACGUGUUCUUCGCAAGAAGGAAGAGGGAAGGUGAUCUGCGAUUGUUGCGAUUGAAGGAAGACGUAAAGAGGGAAAACCAUUGUUAACAGGAAAAAUUACAAGCUGCAAUUAAGGAUUCUGUGUCUGAAAAUGAGGCAUUUAAGAAAGUAUUUGGAAAAGAACAUCCUGGAUAUGUUCGUAGUAUGGGACUUGGAGUUACGUCAUCUCAAAUUAAUAGAUCUACGAGAUCGGCGCCUUCUUUGGAAGAAAAUGAAAAAAUAAAGGAAAUGCAAGAAGAAAUUAAUGCACUUAAAGAAAAGAAUUCAAAAAUUGAUGAAUUGAUGGAUGCAGUCGCAUUCUUAAAGCAAAGGGACAAUGCUAUGACAGAGGAAGUUGAGCGCUUAAGACAAAUGCAAAAUUCUAGUGGAAGACAGGGAUUGGAAUCACCUGCUGAUGGUAGACGCUCUUCUGAGUCUAACUACCGAAUUGCAGAUAAUGGAUCAUCAGGCAGGACAAAUUAGACGUUGAAUUAAUUAGAUUAUGAAUUUUCCUAUGUAUUUUUGGCACUAUAUAUGAAUCUUAUUAUUAUAAAAUUAGGAUUUGAUAUGUUUUUCGAUUUUUUGUAUUACAUGACAUGAUUAUG